Messenger RNA from Stereum hirsutum FP-91666 SS1, 681 nucleotides. RefSeq names its product Rpr2-domain-containing protein. Lineage: Eukaryota; Fungi; Basidiomycota; Agaricomycetes; Russulales; Stereaceae. The transcript has 4 exons. Gene Ontology annotation, biological process: tRNA processing. The record is from RefSeq and is a predicted model, not a curated record. Bases 1 to 681 code for a protein of 226 amino acids. Gene Ontology annotation, cellular component: nucleolar ribonuclease P complex.
AUGGCCAAGAAGAACAAAGACGAUGUACCGAACGUGAACAGCGUCGCUAAUCGCGAUAUUCUCCAUCGACUCAACUUUCUCUACCAAGCAUCUGCCUACCUAGACUCCAUCUCGCCCCCUUCGUUGACGCAUCCUGCGCAACCUCCAGCCCCUGGUGCUAGUUCUAAUCUUGCAGGCCCAUCAACCCCCGCAAAGAUCCCUACCACCGAGAGUUCUAAGAAAAUCAAGAAGCGCUUGAAGAAGGAAGCGAGAGGAAGAAAUAUGCAGGUUACGGAGAUCGCUCGGGGCUACGUUCGCUCGAUGAAGCAAAUUGGCGAAAAGACAACGGUCAAAAUGGAUCCGACUAUCAAACGAUCGUUGUGCAAGGGGUGCGAUUCCGUGUUGAUAAUUGGUUUGACCGCGAGUUGCCGCGUGAACCACUCCAAGUACCACGGGCAUACUGUUAUCACCAUGUGUUAUCGUUGCAAGACGCGUCGCCGGAUCCCCGCGCCACCCAUUCACCAGGAUGCCGAGGGGAUUGUUCUUGGACAACACGCUACUCCGUCUGCGUCAGAAUCGGUGCCCGAUGGUGCACCAAACCUCACGGCAAGGAAACGUGCUAAUAUACGGCCCCGAGCGCAGCCGUUGUUCGAGCGCGAUGCAGGACAUGUCAUUUUCCGUGGAGAGGAGAGGCUAGAAUGA